AUGGAUAAUCCUUCGCAGUGUCAGGCCUUGAAUGUCUCAGACGAGAAGAGGUGCAUCGAGACUGCCACUUCUUUGAACGGAUUCUUCUGCGCUUUCCAUUCGAGACAAUGCCAAGGUCUCUAUCGAGGUUACAAGCUUCGAAAUGCAAAGCUUGAUCGCCUCGUGGAAAAUUCUCCAAAUUACCUUGCUGCAGCCAAAGCGCCGCUGCAUAGCCUGACAUAUGAAGAUGUCUCAAGUCAUGAAACACUCAAGGAAAUUCACGAUCAUCUAUUCCUCAGACUUCAGCUCCUGGAAAGGGUCAUCCGUGCCCGAAAACUGCAUAUGAGUCGCUUCUGUUCACAGGACAUGGACUAUGGCCAUGUCAAAUGGGUCGAACAUCUCCAAAGCCAGAAAUCCUCAACUGUUCGAGCUCUGGAAAAGCUGGAGCGACAGACAUCAGAGUUUUUGUACAAGAAGCAGAAGUGGUACACAUGGGUCAGAGAAUGCCAGGACGAUGAAGGAAAGAACGGGGAGAAAGAGCAGAAGAAGGUUAAGGCAGAAGCUGCAAUGUUCAGAAGACAUUGGAAAGCGGCUCAGCUGAGGCAAAAUGACAAGAGAGCUAAAGAGGAUAAGUUGAGGGAAGAUGCUUUUCUCGAGCAGAUUUAUAAGGAGAGAAUGGCUGAGCGAGAGAGAAAUGGUGAAAGAGCGGAAGAGGAUGACGAAAUGGAUUGGGAUCCCAUCGAGGAUGUCCUGGAGGAUAGCAGAGGAAGCUAUAUCGAUCUGAUCCAGACCUUUCUUUGGAUGACAGCGUCUGAAAGCAUUCCGGAUAUCACCAAGGAGGACUCCACUGGCGCAUCGAUCGCUAUAUCGAAAGACCCUCCCGAUUCUUCCCCAAAUUCCAACGUCACAUUAGUGGACAGCCCUUCUGCAUCCAACUCCGCCAAGAAGCCGAAGCCCAAGUCAAAGUCAAAGAAAAAGAAGAAAACUUCUAACAGCGCCAGUUCCUCAACUCAAACAACAGCUCCUGCUCCCGAACCAGACAAGAGCCUCAUAGAAACACGGCAAGAAAUGCACGAUAGACUGAAAAACGGCGAGGAUUUCAACAACGAUAAUGUGGUUGGUAUGAUGAUUGCUGGGACCAUCGAAAAUCCAGUCAUCUCAACCAAAACGAUCACAUUUCCAGAGGACGAGAUCAAACGCUUACAAGACGAGAUUUUCCAAAUCAAGCAUCUUCUAUUCUGUCGAUUACUUCUUGGCCACGCGGCCUUGCUCCCAGCAGCUCUACGAGCGAACAUCGUCGAGGAGUUCCUAGCAGAUCAAGAAGUAACAACUGGAGAGCUUAGAGAUUUGUGCUUGAAGAUGGAAAAUCCAAGCCUCCAGGAUAUCCGUGACGCAUGUGCAGAUUUCUUUCGAGUUAACGAAGAGACCGAUGAAGACCUUGAGCCGUCUCGAGAAGAAGCCGAGGAACCCGCAGCUCCAUAUUCUGACUUGCAUGUGUUUCAGAAGAGAAAGGGGGACUUGCCGGACAAGUGGGUUUCAAAGCGAGAAAAGACGAAGCGAGCUGCAGAGGCAAUGGGGGCUCCAAUGCCGACAGUAAGUGAAAUGCUUGGGGAGGGUGGGGGUGCUGUCGAUUUCGGCAAUACCCAAGGCGCUUCCCCUUCGCCCACUGGAAAGAUCAAAGUCAAGAUCUGUGGUCGCACAAUCUGGAACUAUCCCAGCAGCAAAGCCAUGAACCGAGGAGGUUGGCUACACUUCUGCGUCAUGGCAAAAGAAAGCAAUCUACACGACGCCAUUGCGCUAUGUCGACAUUGGGAUGAAUUCUUCGAGCUGAAUGUCCUUGCAAUUUGGGGUUAUUUUCCGGGGAAGAAUUGGGCUGAAUGGGUUGGAAAUAGGUGGCGGCAGCAAAUGUUGCAGCUGGGCUUUAUUGUUUAUUUCGAAAGUGCGAAACCUGAUGCGCGUGAUCUCACAGUCAGAAUUCAGGAGGGCGGACGCCGUGGCCCAGUCCGACGCUCCCAUAACGCAUUCGAAGCUCGAAACUUCAUUUGUGCUCAUAUAAAAAGGGAUAACCAAGCCAGUCGUCGCUUGGUUCAAUACUUGUCCAUGCAAAGUCACCGACUUCUGGUUCUUGUCCGAGAUGCAGAGUCUGGACGUCUUCUAAUCAAACCUCCAGAAGAUCAGCGCUGGCUCUAUCGUCAAAAAUCGGGACUUGGAAGAGUAUCCCGGAAUGAUGAUUGGCAGAUCAUCAAAAGCAUUGGUCCGGACUUCUUCGAUGAUAUGGAUAAGUUUCGACAAUGGAGCUUUUCAUUCAAAGAAUACUACGACGUGUAUGUUUGGGACUUGGAAGCUGGAGAGCCUUUCCCUUGUUUGUACAACGCUGUGCAGGAGACACUUACGAAAGCCCUGCGAUGCCGUACUCCUCCAGACCUCUACAAUCCUGUAGCUCCAGUAAUUAGAACUCUCUACAAAGACGAAACUACCCAUCGUGUAAGAGAUAUUAAGCCGGGAGACGACGUGAAGAGCAUCUACGACAACUCACAUAGCCCAGACGUAAAGUUCAGGUACGGCACAGUUGAUGACCCAUGGGGUAAGAAUGCGUCUGGGCUUGCACCUGCGAGAAAAGUGUUCGAGGAGGAUAACACGUUUCCAAUGAAUUUAUUCUACACUAAAGCCGACGAAUUAGAAGGCGAGGUCCUGUUUCCUGAAGAACGUGAGGCGCAGAUGUUGGACCCUUCUCAGAUUGGAAAAAUUGAACCGCUUAGUCAAUGGGAGGAGACGUUCACUUGUCAAGGCUUCAUCGAAGGGUGGGAUUCUGAGUACACGGAAGACACCGACGAUGAGAAUUUGGAAUACGACUCCGAGUGGGAAGACGAGGAUGAUCUUGAAGCCGACCUAUCGGAGGACAACGGCUCCGAAGGCCUUCAAGAGGGCCAUGAAGAAGAAGAGUCGACUGUCUCUGAUACACAUGAAGAUCUACCAAUCACGCCCAACGAAAUCUUCCAUCGGAUGCCUUUCUCUAGUGAACUGAAAGAAGCCAUGAAGAAACUUUCGCUAAAGAGCGGUCAUUCUCACCGAGUUCGGCCCAAUACUAAGCCCAAAGAGUCGGAAAUGAGGGAAGAAUUCAUGACGUUCCUAGAUAGGGAGAAAGCAAAGGGUGAGAAAACUCAGAAUCCUGCCUCGCCCCUACUGCUCUUCCUUCAUGAUCAAUUGCUCCUCCUCUCCUAUCCUAUAUUCAAAGUAGUGUGGCAUAAAGCGGACCUCUCACCCCACGCCCAAAUACGCUACACCGAGAUGACGAAGAUGAUCAAAAAGAUUCGGAAGUACAAUCAUGAAGUUUUCGAUUAUGCGCCUGUGAUACUGGCUUUCAAGUUGAUACACGAGUUAGAUCUUUCUCAGGAUAAGAAGGAUCUCCACAAAGCCAUUGCCAAAAUGACUCCAUUCUUCCAUCAAGACUUCUUUGCCUCGGCAGACGGUGAAGGCUUCAAAGACUCGCUCUUAUUUAGACAAGAAGAACGGGCCAAAGCCCCUCAAGACGAGCGCUCGCAUCACUCAAAUAAGACUCGCCCAGCUGAAUUCUACGAAGAGUUCGACGCCGCCGCCAAAGCUGCCCAGUAUCUUCCUGAAGAUUUUCCUGAAGAGUGGGACAUUGUUAUUCGACCAAUAAUAGCCCAUUUAUACAAGGCUGGCGUCAUCCGCACCAGAGCAGACACAUACCACGAAACUCAAGCUUUCGCAGCUAAAGAGCCCGGGCGCGAUAAAUAUGACCUCUAUUUCGAAGCACGAGACCAAAUCGAAACAGUCCGAAUGCCACCCCAUGUGAAGAAUCCUUACGACGUCCCAUCCUUCAAAGCAUUCGCUCGCGCCUUCACUAAGAAGCAUCCCGGUGCCCGUUUCGCAGUCCUGUCUCUAUGGAGUGCGCCACACUUCUACCCGCUCAUGAUCGGACACGACAAUCACGACGCGACGUCCUUCCGAGACCUCCAAGGUAGGAAUUUCAUCUGGAAAUUCGUGCCGAAAGACAUGCCGUGUUCUGAAUGGUCUAUCCAUAUCACUGCCCAACAGCGAGUUGAGCCGUUCAAGAAAUACUUGAAAGAUAGGGUUGUGGUUAAGAGAGAGAAGUACUUGGUUAUGGGAGUUGAUGAGAAGGAUUUGCUUAGGCUGGCGUCUGCGACGACGUUUGCGAUUCAGACGCGGCCGUGGAGGCAGGAGGUUGAUCUUUGGAAGAGCUUUGUUAAUGUUGAUGUGGGCUUCAUUGAGGCGUUGGAUGAGAGGCAUUGGUAUAGAUUUGGUGUUGUGUGGGAUAUUUCCUUGUUGAUCUAG
Molecule: messenger RNA, 4296 nt
Organism: Mollisia scopiformis
Lineage: Eukaryota; Fungi; Ascomycota; Leotiomycetes; Helotiales; Mollisiaceae
Exons: 8
Coding region: 1-4296 (1431 amino acids)
Source: RefSeq, a predicted model, not a curated record